CCUGGCCUGUGGGCUAUGUAUGACGUCACAGUAAAAUCAAGCAUGAAAGAAAUGCUGUUCUGAUUCUAAUUCUGACACUAGCACUGCACUUGAGUCAAGUACUGAGUCAAGUACUGUACUGAGAUCGAGAGUUUAUAAAAAUGAGUAAGAGUGAAGUAGAACUAGAAGUGUGUAAAGAUGAGGACAGUGUCCAAUCCAUGGCCAUGGACAUCUCUCCCCCCUCACAAGAGCUCUCAAUGGAUGAGAUACGUAGACGAAGGCUUGAUCGUCUCAACAACCUCCCCCUGCGGUCUCAGACCACACCCACCCAGUUCCAGACCUCACCUAUUAAGCCCACCCCCUCCUCGAGCAGUGUACCAGACAUCAGACUCUCCCCUGCCGGCAGGGAGGCCAGUGUUCCCAUGGAGCUGGACACACCCACCUCUGUCCCCUCAAAACCAGGUACAAAGAGGACGUACACUGGUGAGCUGGCUGCUUCCCCUCUGUCCCCCGGUGAUAUCCAAGGCAAUAGCAUGCACUACACUAUCGGCCAGGUCUUAAGAGUAAACUAUAUGAGAGCUCCACCCACUUCCCUCGGCCAGUACACACUGCUCCCUGAUCUGGCGUCGCGAACAGAAGAUGACUCCACCCAAUUCGACCUUUCUGACCUCCUCUCUCAAGUGCUAAUGGAGAGACUCGCUCUCUUUACAGAGUCCAUAUCUCAACCUCUCCGCACCUCCUCUGAUCCCGGGCCCUCUAGAACCACACACACACUCACUGCAACAGACCAAAUGGUACAGUAUCUCAUAGACUCUUAUGAGAGGGUUCUCACAGAGGAGAAGUCUUCCAAGAGAGGAGUUAAUAGAAAGAUGACGUUGCUGGCAUGCAAAGAGGCGUGCAUCAGCCAUUGCUGUCUAGUGCUGUCUGGUUAUCUUGUGUCAUCAGACGAUAGCACCAACUCAGAGAAAAGUUUUAAGCCUCCUCCUUCCAUUUUGCUGCGGCGACUGCUGUACAAGGAGCACAAAUGUCGCCCUCUGCCCCCCGGGUUUCUUACCGAUCUGGUCCUCCAUUGUCACAGGGAGAGCAGCGAUGAAGAGAGCAUUCUAGAGACAGUGUUCCAACCGCUACUGUUUGGAGUGAGGGAUGCUGUCUCUGCAGCCUCUGUUCUCGAUGACAAGAUCAUGGAGGGAUACUUUGUGCUCUCUGAACUGUGCGACAUCAAGGAGGGAACGACCAAUGGUAGACCAAUCUGUCAAAUGUUGGUGAAUGACAGUAGAUGGCUUCCUGGUUCACUGUCUGGUUCCAAGGCCAUGGUCAGCAUAUUCUUGGGCCCUUUCCUAGCUCUCAGCGGAUUGGCCGAUGAGUCUGUAUCGAUACAUAAACACUAUUACCGUAGCAACAGUGAGGAGGAUAAUAUCGGGGGGACCAUACAACAAAGACUUAAUAUUUGUCGGCACGAGCUGUUUAAGAUCAUCCACAGUGUUCUGAGGUGCCCGGAUAUCAGGACCAGUGCUCUAACCUUCGUUCAGCAGAUGAUUGCCAUCAAUGCUCACAAGACCAAGCUACAUAUUGAUGUCCGCCAUUUCUCCUCUGACUCCACAAUGGCCAACCUCCUCUCUGUGCUUCUACAACUCAGUGUUAAAGUCAAGCUAAGCACAGUGGACCCCCUCUAUCUGUUCAACCCUAAUAGUAGACUAUUCAUAGACAAAGAAACACGUUUGAACUUCUCCUCCAAAGACUUGGAGGCCAAACAAAAAGAAUUGGUCAGCCAAGAACACUUUAACUCAGUCGCCAAGUUCCCUACGGAAUGCUUCUUCUUGACAGCACACUGUAUCUACAUCACAUGGACCUCUUUCUAUCGACGCUAUAGACAAGGCUUCCACGAGAUCAGGCACUUCAGAGCAGCUAUCACUCAACUGGAGAGGUCCAAGAAAGGGAAAAUGUUGGUCCAGUACACUGAGCGUCUUCGUAAGGCCGAGGUCAACCAUCGCAGUGCCACCACCAUCGUGCUAGACCCUGACCUCUUGCAACAGAGUAUGCAGUUCUUCUGCUUCCAGGCUGAGUGGCUCUACAUGCAGGCCAUGGGACUACAGGGAAGCUCCCCCGUCCCCCCAGAGGAGGUGCGGUUUCAGCUAGCUGCUGUGCCCGAGUUCUUCUUUGAGUCCAUUGCCGAGUUUGUUCUCUUUUGUAGCAGGUUCUCUUCACGCAGUCUAGAGGACCCUGGGUUUGUGAACGUCGUCUCCCUGGUGAUUCUGCUCAUCUGUAACCAGCACUACAUCCAGAAUCCCUAUCUCGUCACAAAGCUCAUCGAAGUGAUAUUUGUGAUGACCCCUGGCAUUCAGGAGAGGGAGCAUCAGCUGUUGGACAUGUUCCUCUCCCACCCUCUGGCAGGAGACCAAUUCUCCAGGGCACUCAUGAAAUCCUACAUCGAGUGUGAGAGAAUGGGUGGUUCCAAUGAGUUUUACGACAAGUUCAGUGUCCGCUAUCACAUCUCAGUCAUCCUCAAACAGCUGUGGGAGCACCCCGCCCACAGACUGCACAUUAUUGCCGAGUCAACAAACACUCGGGACGAUGCUGGGUUUAUUAGAUUUGUCAACAUGCUCAUUAACGACACGACGUUUCUACUGGACGAGAGUUUAGACGCCCUCAAAGCCAUCCACGAUACCCAGGAGGCCAUGAAGGACACCGACACCUGGCAGAGUCAGCCACAGGAACUACAAGACUCUCGUCUUCACCAGCUGUCUGAGGAUGAGCGUCAGUGUCGCUCCUACCUUACUCUAGCCACACAGACAGUGUCCACCUUCCAUUACCUCACCAAGGAUAUCAAGGAGCCAUUCUUGAGACCAGAGAUGGCCGUCAGAGUUGCUUCAAUGCUCAACUUCAACUUGCAGCAGCUCUGCGGACCCAAGUGCAGGGACCUCAAGGUCAACGACCCUGCCAAGUAUGGCUUCUCCCCUAAGGACAUGCUCGGUAUGCUGACAGACAUCUACCUACACCUGGCAGGGGACGCUCUGGCCAGAGCCGUGGUAGCUGAUGAGCGCUCAUAUCGCAAGGAGCUCUUCGAUGACUGUGUACGAUUGCUGCACAAGAACAACAUCAAGACCAAUGACAGCAUAUCCCAGCUGGUGGAGUUUGCUAGUCAUGUGCAGAGUGUGGCCAUAGCAGCCAUGAAGGAGGACAUGACCUUUGGAGAGAUCCCUGAAGAAUUCAAAGACCCUCUGAUGGACACCCUGAUGGCUGACCCUGUCCAACUGCCCAGUGGUGUGAUCAUCGACCGCCCUGUCAUUAUACGCCACCUCCUCAGCUCAAAUCAAGACCCCUUCAAUAGACAACAGCUCACCGUGGACAUGUUAGAGCCGGCUAGGGAACUCAAAGCUAGAAUAGAAGAAUGGAAACGUCAGAGAGCAUCUAAUACAUGAUACUGUUAUGUUGCACGUCAUGUGAUUCAUCAUGUAUGUUAUUAUUGUACGUAUUUCAUGCGCUAUGCUGCUAUCUUGUAUGUUCCUGGUGGAAUAAUUAAUUUGAUUAGGAGAACCCUG
Molecule: messenger RNA, 3518 nt
Organism: Halichondria panicea
Lineage: Eukaryota; Metazoa; Porifera; Demospongiae; Suberitida; Halichondriidae
Product: ubiquitin conjugation factor E4 B-like
Exons: 20
Coding region: 141-3398 (1085 amino acids)
Biological process (GO): protein polyubiquitination
Cellular component (GO): cytoplasm; nucleus; ubiquitin ligase complex
Molecular function (GO): ubiquitin-ubiquitin ligase activity
Source: RefSeq, a predicted model, not a curated record